AUGGCCGCAGGUCCGGUGUUCCGUGUGCGCGUGACGCGCGAGCGAACAACUGGAGUUGAUUUCUGGCUCUUGGCACGAGCUUGCGACCGAGUUGACACGAGGGUGGCAGGCACUCCAGAGCUCGCCACCAAACAGACCCUCACCCUGCGCCAACCCGGUCACGAAGCUUCCCCCGCCGUCUCACCACGGCACCGUGAAGCAUGGCCCGUGGCCACACCGGCCCGGCCGGGAUCCGAGGCCCGUAAAGUUCCCGCCUUCGCGCUGCAGCAGGCACGCCGUCGACGCCGCCGCCCCUGUCCAAGCCGCUCCCCUGCCUCCCCGCACAGAAAGCCGCCAAGUGGAAGCACCACCACCACGCGCACCGCCGGCCACCUCCACCAGGUCACCGGACCGCCAUCGGCCGAACCGCACCACCGCCGCGCACACCCGCGACGCAGAGGAAACCAGCGCAGCCGCCCGGCAGCCCGAAGCCGGACCCCAGCCGCCGCCCACGCCGCCCGCCGCCCGCGCCGUUUGCCGGGCGGAUCCGGCCACCGCGGCGAGACGCGCCCCACCACGCAGCCGGCCAAGCAACGCCACGCGCCCCGCGCCCGCACCGCGUCCGCACACGGAGGAGGAGCCCGCGUCGCCCCAUCUCACGGGGAGGAGGAGGAAGGAGACACCCCGCCGGCGCCGGCGCCGGUCGGGCUUUGCCCGGCCGCGCCCCCUGGCGGCGGCGAGGGAGGAGGGAGGAGGAGGGGGGCUGACGGCGGGGGGAUCUGGGCGUCCGCCCCGGCCGCCUCGCGGGUGGGCCGCGGGGGGAAGGGUUUCUCCUACCGCUCCAUCUCUUCCGCGCUAUUGCAUCAUUAA
Molecule: messenger RNA, 849 nt
Organism: Aegilops tauschii subsp. strangulata
Lineage: Eukaryota; Viridiplantae; Streptophyta; Magnoliopsida; Poales; Poaceae
Source: RefSeq, a predicted model, not a curated record